UUAGGAACAUAACUGAAGUCCGAGGCUCAGAUUUCAUUUGCCAGGUUUUCAAACAGCACCAGGAGUUUGGAAAUAUUUUAUUUUCUCAGUUUAUAUCAGCCUGCGCGCGCGAUAGGAAUUGGCGAAGGUCACAAGUGCACAAAGUUUACGCAGAAAAGAUAUGAACAUUUUCUCAUUCCAAUGCGUUUCGUGGCUCGUAUUAAGCUUCACUGGUCUGUUCGUCGCUGCUCUGGAGGAAGAAAACUUCUCGAACGGAGUCUUUGGUAAUUUCCUGAAAGAUCUAAGGGGCCUGUCAGAUGUCAACAAAGCCAAUGUCAAGUUUUCUCUGAGAAACCCAUCCCAACCAGAUGAUGAUGUGUGUUACAUUGUACUUGGCAAACCAGAGACUCUCAACAGCUGCAACUUCAACAACACUUCAAAAACCUUUCUAGUCAUUCACGGGUGGACGGUAAGUGGAUUGUUUGAGAGCUGGGUUGAGAAACUGGUUGCCGCACUUUAUGACCGGGAGAAAAACUCUAAUGUCAUUGUCGUGGACUGGUUGGACAUGGCGCAGAACCAUUAUGUGGUGGCAGCACAAAACACAAAGAUGGUGGGACAAGAGAUUGGACUCUUCAUAGACUGGCUAGAGGAGACUGCCAACAUUCCUCUGGAGAAGUUGCACCUCAUUGGCUACAGUCUUGGCGCCCAUGUUGCGGGUUUUGCAGGAAGUCAUACAACAAAUAAAGUUGGUAGAAUCACAGGUCUAGACCCUGCUGGGCCGGACUUUGAAGGGGUCCACGCCCACAGACGGCUGUCCCCAGAUGAUGCCCAUUUUGUAGAUGUCCUUCACACAUUCACCCGAGGUUCUCUGGGUUUCAGUAUCGGUAUCGAGCAGCCGGUCGGCCAUGUAGAUAUAUACCCUAAUGGAGGAAACUUCCAGCCUGGCUGCAAUUUGAGAGGAGCUCUGGAGAAAAUUGCCAGUUAUGGAAUACUUGCCAUGAAUAAUGCCAUCAGAUGCGAGCAUGAGAGGUCCAUCCAUCUGUUCAUCGAUUCCCUGCUGAACGAGGAGGAAGCUAGCAGGGCGUACAGCUGCGGGAGCAAUGACAUGUUCGACCGCGGCAUGUGCCUCCAAUGUCGCAAAAACCGUUGCAACACCGUGGGCUACAAAGUCAGAAAAGUCCGGAAGGCACGAAGUGUCAAGAUGUUCACCAAGACACGAGGCUCCAUGCCAUUCAGAGUUUUUCACUAUCAGCUGAAAAUCAACUUCCUUGGAAAAAUAAAUCAAUUAGAGACGGAACUAGCCCUGACAGUCUCACUUUACGGUACCAAUGGUGAAGCAGAAGAUCUCAGGUUGAAUGUACAGGAGAAGAUCCCUGCCAAUAAGACUCAUUCAUUCCUCGUGGUAACCGAGAAGGACAUUGGAGAUAUUCUGAUGCUGAAGUUUAAAUGGGAGGAUUCCAGUUCCUCUUUACUCACUGUACUCUCCUCGUGGUGGUAUGGAGAUUCCACAAAUUCUGACGUACAGAUCCAUAAAGUCAGAGUCAGAGCUGGGGAGACACAAAAAAAGAUUGUAUUGUGUUUGAAAGAUCCCCAAACAGGAAGUUCGGUUCAGGAAGUUUUAUUCGUGAAAUGCAGGGAACCAUGGAGGUCUUUAUCUAAAAGGCCUAAAUUGAAGAGCCAAUGAAAUGAUUAGCAAGAGAUUUUGAUGAAGCACUUCAACAAAUGUAUUUAUACAGAUGUUAUUUAUUAAGGUUGCAACUGCACUGAGACUGUACUGUAUUGAAUAAUGUAUUGCUAUGAAUGUGAUUCAUGCAGAUGGAUUGUGGACUUUUGUACUAUCAUAUGGAAUAGGCUUAAAAAGCCUUGAAAUGUGAUUGAUUUCAUUGAAUAGUAUGGAUUUGUGUUUGAAUUAGGUCAUUAAUUCAGUUUAUCAUUAUAAGUGAUGCUGAUUCUUCUGGCUACAAACACUGUCCAAGAAAACAUUGUACUACAUUACUUAUCUGUCUGUUCUGUGUUAAACUUUUUUUGUAAUAAAUUAUACUCUAGAAGUUUCAUGUUAAAGGUGCGGUCAAGUUUACCGUUGUUGGGCGAAUUUUCGCGGGCGAAAUCCAGUCAUUUCAGUAGGAAUCCAUGCGACUAGGAAUAUCGUGUGGGGCGACAGAUUUCCACACCAACAAAAGAAAGAUGAUGGUUUGAUAGUGACUUCUGUGAUCUGUGCUUCAUACAUCGCUAUACUUUUGACAAUAAACAAAUCUUUUCACCCGCAAAAUUGUCACUAAUGUGACUGCACCUUAUAAGAAUUCCAGUGGUUCUGGACCCCUUCCGGAUAAAAUAUUAUUAGAUAAAAUCAUAAAGUAACAACUCUAAAGUCAGUGUUCUUGGGAGAAUUUUGGUUUACUUCUGACUAAACUGUCUGUAAACACAGACAACUUUUUGAUGGUACGUUUGCACUGAGGAAAAUUUAAACAAAUAGCCUACAUUAAUAUCAUCACUUGAAAUAUUGAAUGUUUAGUAUGAGCAACAAUGAGCAAAAGCAAUAAUUACAUCCAGAAAACACAUUUUAAAGUCCAAUAAAUCAAGUUAAUCUAAAAAGUCAUAAGGAAAUGAAAACAUAAAUGAAAAUCUAUUGUGUUGAAUGUGUUUUAUUAUUGGUACAAGUUUCUUUUUUUUCCUCUUUUGCACUUUAUGUAGGUAAUCAACAUUCAUAAGCAGGAAAAAAUAUUCCAUAAAAAUACUAGAACUGACAUUUACUCUGUAUACUACAUCAUACAAACUGCUACAACAUUUUAUACAUUUUUUUUUUCAUGGAAAAUUAUGUACAUUAAUAAAAUGAACUGUACACUGUGAAAAACUAUUAAAAAAUUCUAUCUUUGAGCUAAA
Molecule: messenger RNA, 2859 nt
Organism: Ctenopharyngodon idella (grass carp)
Lineage: Eukaryota; Metazoa; Chordata; Actinopteri; Cypriniformes; Xenocyprididae
Gene: lpl2a
Product: lipoprotein lipase
Exons: 10
Coding region: 161-1663 (500 amino acids)
Biological process (GO): lipid metabolic process
Molecular function (GO): apolipoprotein binding; lipoprotein lipase activity
Source: RefSeq, a predicted model, not a curated record